GUGACUGCAAAUGUCACUGCAAAAUAUUUUACUUUCGAGGUUACAACAUUAUUAUUCUAAUUUUAUAUUAUUUUUAAGUUGAAGAUGAAUCUAAUAAGAAGCGGCUUAAAUCUUUUGGCGGCAGGAAUUCGGACACAAUGUUAUCAAAUACCAGCUGUAACUCAGCGUGUCUCCCCGGCAACAGAGGGCGCUGGCUCGCCGCUGGGCCUGCUCAGCCGCUGCAUGGCCUCACUGGCGCAGAUGCACCGCACGGGACCCCACAAAAAGAACAGGAAGUCUCGGAACCCGCUUAACGGAAACCCAUUUGCUAAGGGUGUAGUACUAAAGACAUUGAUUAGGAAGCCGAAGAAGCCGAACUCCGCGAACCGCAAGUGCGUUCUGACGCGGCUGUCCAAUGGCAAGGAGAUGAUCGCCUACGUGCCCGGCAUCGGACACAACCUGCAGGAGCACAACAUCGUACUUGUGCGCGUCGGCAGAGUGAAGGACUGUCCCGGCGUGAAGCUGAAGUGUGUGCGCGGGAAAUUCGACCUGUCGCAUGUCGUCAAACAAAAACAGUAGUGUGAGUGACUAUAUGUAAUUAUGUUUAGUUAUGCUGCAGUUAUUAUAUCACUUUAGUGUAAGGAAAA
Papilio xuthus (Asian swallowtail) is the source of this 626-nucleotide messenger RNA. RefSeq names its product mitochondrial ribosomal protein S12 (gene mRpS12). The transcript has 5 exons. Gene Ontology annotation, molecular function: structural constituent of ribosome. Gene Ontology annotation, cellular component: small ribosomal subunit; ribosome. NCBI's taxonomy places the organism in Eukaryota, Metazoa, Arthropoda, Insecta, Lepidoptera, Papilionidae. Gene Ontology annotation, biological process: translation. The record is from RefSeq and is a predicted model, not a curated record. Bases 85 to 558 code for a protein of 157 amino acids.